CGAUCAACUUUUUAACCGACAUAAGCUUGUCCCGUCGAUAUCGCAUUCAAAAACGACUAAAUUAAGAUAAUUUAAAAAUUAUUUUUAAGUUCCAUUCAAUUAACAGUUCAGAAACCUUAAUAAUUAACAUAUGAAAUCUAGAUAAUAUUAAGAAAUAAACAUUAAAACUAUGGUAACUCAGCAUACGACUUCUUACCUUCCAUACAAAUUACAGCUGUCCCCAGAGCGAGGUGGCUAUAUGUAAUUUCAAAUGUUAGAAAAAUUUUCCUUUAAAAGUAUUCAAGUCUGCUAAUAAAUUGCUUAUAAAUUAAACAAGGUUUAGUUUGUACUUUGUAAAAUAUAAAAAUAUGUUAUGAUUUUAAAGAAAAAAGUCCCUAAAACUGUGUCCCGAAUUCAGCCCAUUUUGUAGUGUAUGCAGAGUUACCGCGUAAAAAAUAAACAAACAUUAUGCUACACGUCACAAAUUUCUAAUGAAGAACGGCGGUACAACCUUUGUACUUGGCCGCGCGGCGGCGAGCCUUUGAUUCCAUCCGCCGCGCGGCCAGUCCGCGACAAGCUAUCGAGGAGUGCGCGUGUGUUUAUUCAGUGUCGGCGGAGUUACCGGAUUAUUUCGAUGAACAGAUUGUAAACUCACUAAUAAUGGCAUUAACGGCGGCCGAAAAGCAGAAAAGGUACCGUGAAAAAUUAAAAAAAAAUCCCGAAAAAUAUGAGGAGGCGAAACGAAAGCACCGUGAACUUUAUCAUAAAUCUAAAAGACUUGUCAAAGAUUUAACGCCCAAAGAAAAGAGAAACGCUAAUAUUAUCUGGAAACUACGCCAACGGGCAUACCGCAAAAAACCGAAGUCUUUACAAAAUGUUUUGAACGUCACACCUCCGAGUUCACCAGCUUCUAGUGUUCAUAUAUUUGAGGGUCAGCAGACGCCACCUUUAUCUCCUGCACCGGAUUCACCACAUGUUAGGGGAAGAAAGAAAGUUAGAAAAGAUAGAAGCAAACUUUAUAGGGAAAAUGUUGUUAUGAAAAUAGAAAUCGAGAAGUUAAAGAGAACUGUUGAAAAGUAUAAGAAAAGAGCGCAACGAGUAAAUUUAAAUGAAAACGUUGAAGAGAACAUACUGCAUGAUAAAUACAAAAUUUUGGCUUCAAGUAUUAAACAUAGAUACCAUGAGACGAAAGAUCGUAAAGGAAAGACAAUUUUGAAAAACAUUUUGAAUACGGAGCAAAUAGAAGAGUCCAGAAGUAAGACACAAUUAUUUAAAGAUGUUCUAGGAGUCAACAGAAAAUACAACUCCAAAAAACAAAAAACUACCAACUCUGAUUCGCUGAAAGAAAAAAUACAGAACUUUUUUCUACGGGAUGAUAUUACAAGAGCUACAGCAGGUAAGAAAGAAACAGUCACCAAACAUGGAGAGAAAGUUCAAAAAAGAUAUCUUCUUGAAACACAACGUAAUCUAUAUAACAUUUUCAAGGCGGAAAAUCCGGAUCUUCCAUGUUCUUACUAUUACUUUACGAAAAAUCGACCAUUUUACGUCGUUAAACCAUCCGUUGAUGCAAGAGAAAUGUGUUUGUGUAAAAAACACUCUAAUUUCUCAUAUAAAGCUGAAGCUCUUAAACAUUUACAUCACAUUUUUUGAUUAAUGAUGAAAACUUAAGCAAUA
Molecule: messenger RNA, 1653 nt
Organism: Ostrinia furnacalis (Asian corn borer)
Lineage: Eukaryota; Metazoa; Arthropoda; Insecta; Lepidoptera; Crambidae
Exons: 2
Coding region: 640-1629 (329 amino acids)
Source: RefSeq, a predicted model, not a curated record